AAAAAAAAAAAAGAGGAGGAGGAGGAGGGUGAGAGUGAAGCUCGGAGUGCAGAGAAAAGGGGCCACCGGCUGCCCCCCCGCUUCCCCGCACGCGCUCUCCGGCCGCGGCCGCCCGCCCGCCGCGGCUCCCCCGGCGUCUUCCGCGGUCCCCGGGAUCGGGUUGAGGCGUUGGCGAAGGCCCUGCCGGGCGGCCAUGCGGCGGUGACAGGCGCUCGGCCGAGACGCACGGGCCCCUCGCCCUCCCCUCCGGCCCCGCUCGCCCGGCUCGCCCGCCGCCCCGACGCCGCUCCGUGGCGGCCGCAGCCCGCGCGCGGCCCACACGCUCGCUUCCCGUCGACGCCCCCGGCCCCGGCGCUGCCUGGAGGCGGCCGCACUCGGGGAUCAUGGCCCAGGUCGCGAUGUCCACCGUGCCCGUGGAAGACGAGGAGUCAUCGGAGAGCAGGAUGGUGGUAACCUUCCUCAUGUCCGCGCUCGAGUCCAUGUGUAAAGAGCUUGCCAAGUCCAAGGCGGAGGUGGCCUGCAUCGCCGUGUACGAGACGGAUGUGUUCGUCGUGGGCACUGAGCGGGGACGUGCCUUCGUCAACACCCGGAAAGAUUUCCAGAAAGAUUUUGUAAAAUACUGUGUCGAGGAAGAGGAGAAGGCUGCAGAGAUGCAUAAAAUGAAGUCUAUGCCGCAGGCCAACCGGAUGAGUGUGGACACGGUGGAGAUCGAGACGCUCAGAAAGACUGUGGAGGACUAUUUCUGCUUUUGCUACGGGAAAGCUUUAGGCAAGUCUACCGUGGUGCCUGUCCCCUACGAAAAGAUGCUCCGGGACCAGUCAGCUGUGGUCGUCCAGGGGCUCCCCGAAGGAGUCACCUUCAAGCACCCUGAGAACUACGACCUCGCGACCCUGAAAUGGAUUUUGGAGAAUAAAACGGGGAUUUCUUUUAUCAUUAAGAGACCUUUCCUGGAGCCUAAGAAGCACCUCGGCGGUCGUGUGAUGGUGCCGGAUGCCGAGAGGUCCAUGCUGUCUGCAGGUGGAAGCUGUGGCCCCAUCAAAGUGAAAACUGAACCCACAGAAGAUUCUGGAAUUUCUCUGGAAAUGGCAGCUGUGACAGUAAAGGAAGAAUCCGAAGAUCCUGAUUACUAUCAAUAUAACAUUCAAGCAGGCCCUUCUGAAACUGAUGAUGUUGAUGACAAACUCCCCCUUUCGAAGUCUUUGCAAGGAAGCCAUCAUACUUCAGAAGGCAAUGAAGGAACAGAAAUGGAAGUACCAGCCGAAGAUUCUACUCAACAUGUCCCUUCAGAAACAAGUGAGGAUCCUGAAGUUGAGGUGACUAUUGAAGACGAUGAUUAUUCUCCACCUACCAAGAGACCAAAGAGCAGCGAGCCACCGCCCCCGCCGGUCCCGGAGCCUGUCAACGCUGGGAAGCGGAAAGUGCGCGAGUUCAACUUUGAGAAGUGGAACGCUCGGAUCACUGAUCUACGCAAACAAGUGGAAGAGCUGUUUGAGAGGAAAUACGCUCAAGCCAUAAAAGCCAAAGGCCCCGUGACGAUCCCGUACCCUCUUUUCCAGUCGCACGUCGAGGAUCUGUAUGUGGAGGGACUUCCAGAGGGGAUCCCUUUCCGGCGGCCGUCGACGUACGGGAUCCCCCGCCUUGAGAGGAUCUUACUCGCAAAGGAGCGAAUCCGCUUUGUGAUUAAGAAACAUGAGCUUCUGAAUUCGACACGGGAAGACUUGCAGCUCGAUAAGCCAGCUUCAGGAGUGAAGGAAGAGUGGUACGCCAGGAUCACCAAGUUACGCAAGAUGGUCGACCAGCUCUUCUGCAAGAAGUUUGCCGAGGCCUUGGGGAGCACCGAAGCCAAGGCUGUCCCUUAUCAGAAGUUUGAGGCGCACCCGAAUGACCUCUACGUGGAAGGACUGCCGGAGAACAUUCCUUUCAGAAGCCCCUCGUGGUACGGAAUCCCCAGGCUGGAGAAGAUCAUCCAAGUGGGCAACCGGAUUAAGUUUGUUAUUAAAAGACCAGAGCUCCUGACCCACAGCACCACUGAAGUUACACAGCCGAGAACUAACACGCCAGUCAAAGAAGAUUGGAAUGUCAGAAUUACCAAGUUGCGGAAACAAGUAGAAGAGAUAUUUAACUUGAAAUUUGCUCAAGCUCUGGGACUCACCGAGGCCGUGAAGGUUCCGUACCCCGUGUUCGAGUCAAACCCCGAGUUCCUGUAUGUGGAGGGUCUGCCCGAAGGGAUUCCUUUCCGCAGCCCCACCUGGUUUGGGAUCCCAAGACUGGAGCGCAUUGUCCGCGGGAGCAACAAGAUCAAGUUUGUCGUGAAAAAACCGGAGCUGGUUGUAUCCUACUUGCCGCCGGGAAUGGCCGGUAAAAUCAACACGAAAGCGUUGCAGUCCCCGAAAAGACCUCGCAGCCCUGGGGGGAACCCCAAAGUGCCCGAGAUCGAGGUCACCGUGGAAGGUCCUAAUAACAACAACCCCCAGACCUCUGCCGUGCGCACCCCCACCCAGACCAAUGGCUCCAACGUGCCCUUCAAGCCUCGAGGGAGGGAGUUUUCCUUUGAGGCCUGGAAUGCCAAAAUCACAGACCUCAAGCAGAAAGUCGAAAAUCUUUUCAAUGAGAAAUGCGGGGAGGCGCUCGGCCUGAAGCAAGCGGUGAAAGUGCCCUUCGCCUUGUUUGAGUCGUUCCCCGAGGACUUCUAUGUGGAGGGCCUGCCCGAGGGCGUGCCCUUCCGCCGCCCGUCCACCUUUGGCAUUCCCCGGCUGGAGAAGAUUCUCCGAAACAAAGCCAAGAUCAAGUUCAUCAUCAAGAAACCCGAAAUGUUCGAGACGGCAAUUAAGGAGAGCACGUCCUCCUCCAAGAGCCCUCCGAGGAAGAUAAACUCGUCCCCCAGUGUCAACACCACUGCAUCCGGCGUUGAGGAUCUCAAUAUCAUCCAGGUGACCAUUCCAGAUGAUGAUAAUGAAAGGCUGUCCAAGGUGGAGAAGGCCAGGCAGCUGAGAGAGCAGGUCAAUGAUCUCUUCAGCCGGAAGUUCGGUGAAGCGAUUGGCAUGGGCUUCCCCGUGAAGGUGCCCUACCGGAAGAUCACCAUCAACCCUGGCUGCGUGGUGGUGGACGGCAUGCCCCCCGGCGUGUCCUUCAAGGCCCCCAGCUACCUGGAGAUCAGCUCCAUGAGAAGGAUCUUAGACUCUGCAGAGUUCAUCAAAUUCACGGUCAUCAGACCCUUCCCGGGGCUGGUGAUCAAUAACCAGCUGGUUGACCAGAGCGAAUCUGAAGGCCCAGUGAUACAAGAGUCGGCUGAGCCCAGCCAGCUGGAGGCACCGGCCACAGAAGAAGCCAAGGAGACUGACGGGAACUCGCAGAUCAAGCAGGAGCCGGACCCCACGUGGUAGACUCGUCCUCCUACGCUUCCAGUAUCGAGGUCGAGAAGAGUUUCCGGACCUGCGCCCGCCCCGCUGUGUAAUAUACUUGUAUAACAGAAAUACCUUCUAUACAAACCUUUUUUUCUACUUUUAGAUAGAAAUGUCUACUUUUUCAGCAGUUCUGUGAAUUGAAUUAAAGAGCAGAGUGACUGUAGCUUUGGAAUGGCUGGUUGACUUUGGAAUGUAUUCUGCGGAUCUGACGGCAGUGCUGGCGGUGGACGGGAGACGCCAGGGACGGCCCCCGGCUCCUCCGUGCUCCCGUGGCGGCCGACUCGCUCCUCCCGGGACAGCUCAGCUUCUGCGUGAAGAGAAACACCCGUGAUAGUUCAGUUCUUGAGUUUUUCUAUUUGAAAAAUCAUUUCGAUGAUCCUUUUGUUCACAACUCUCCUUAAUGACUGAGCGAACAGUUAGUAUCUGUAUAUUUGACUAAACCCUUUUCCGAAGCUGUCUGUCUAUCAUGGUUCUCUGGUUUUGUUUUGGCUUUUGGAUUUUUUUGGUUUUGUUGUUUGUUUUUGUUUUUGUUUUUUUGUUUUUUUAAUCAUAAUUAAAAGCGAGCACCCGGUCACCCAGCAGCCACCUGCGAGGUCAGUAUCUCCACGUGUGCUGAGAGAUGAUGGGCACGACCCUUCUCAUCCCCUCCGCGUGCUGUGUGGGGGACGGGAGUCCUAUGCGGUGGCUUGUGUGGGCUGCGGGGCCGCUUUCCCGGCUUGGAUCAGGUUCGGGGGGUGGGGGGGUUCGUUGCCUUCAUUCUUGUAUCAUUCUGCUUGUAACACUGAGGCCCCAGCGCAGGGCGGGAGGGGCCCCGCUGGGGUCCGGCCGUCUCGGGCGCCUCGUCCGCACGGAGAUGGCGUGAGCAGGAGGGGCCGGUGCGGCCGCACUCUGACGGCGGGAGGACUGGACGGCGUAGUUCCCAUUAGCUUUAUCACGAUAUUCACAAUGGAGAAUUAUACUACAUGGUAGCAGAAAUAGGCCUUUUUACGUGUUGCUUAUAUUUUACCUCAAAUUAAAUUGUAGAUAUAGGGUAAUAAAUAAAGAUCCAUCCAUGCCUUUCA
This is a messenger RNA of Sorex fumeus (smoky shrew), 4465 nucleotides long. It is a transcript of the gene GTF2I, whose product is annotated as general transcription factor IIi. The record is from RefSeq and is a predicted model, not a curated record. Gene Ontology annotation, molecular function: DNA-binding transcription factor activity. Lineage: Eukaryota; Metazoa; Chordata; Mammalia; Eulipotyphla; Soricidae. Gene Ontology annotation, biological process: transcription by RNA polymerase II. The transcript has 35 exons. Gene Ontology annotation, cellular component: nucleus. The coding region runs from base 384 to 3383 and encodes 999 amino acids.